Molecule: messenger RNA, 860 nt
Organism: Larimichthys crocea (large yellow croaker)
Lineage: Eukaryota; Metazoa; Chordata; Actinopteri; Sciaenidae
Gene: asgr1a
Product: asialoglycoprotein receptor 1a
Exons: 6
Coding region: 90-740 (216 amino acids)
Source: RefSeq, a predicted model, not a curated record
ACACACAGACACACACACACACACACACACCAGUUCUGGACUCUGAAAAUGUUUUUUCAGCCUCCAGGUCGUCCAGUCGUCAGCAGUCGAUGGAGCAGAGUUUGUCCAACCUGAGCAGCAUCGUCCAAUCACUGAACACCUCACUGCAGCAUGCCCAUGAAACAGCCAGAGAGGUGAAGCGGCUGCAGUCAGCUGUGGCCAACAACAACGAUCAGCUGAUCUCAGUGGCCGAGGCGUUGAAGCAGCUGUCCGUCGUGGAGUCUCUCAGCAGGAGCGUUGCUUCACUCAAAUGUUCCCUCGAACGCAUCAUCAACAACAGCUCUGCAGUGGACGGCUGCUGUCCGGUGGGUUGGGAUCACUUCCAGUCGAACUGUUUCCUCUUCAGCUCGUUGACUCUGACCUGGAACCAGUCCAGACUGUGGUGUGACAGACAGGGAGCUCACCUGGUCAUACUGCACGACGACAAGGCCUGGGACUUUGUGACCCGUCGUGCGGUUCCUGUGUUUUACUGGGUCGGUCUGUCUGAUUGGAGAACCGGUCGGUGGGAGUGGGUCAACUGGACGCCGUACACCAUGAUACGCAGGCAGUGGACACCCGGACAGCCGGACAACUGGGAUGGUCACGGCAUGGGCAGAGGAGGAGAAGACUGUGUCCACCUGCACCACGACGGACGCCUCAACGACCUGCACUGUGACACCCAGAUGAACUUCAUCUGCCAGAAACACAGCACACGCGUGUGAAACACAGCACACGCGUGUGAAACACAGCACACGUUCAACACUGACACACACAUGAAGUCAUGUGACUGAACCAUGUGAUGUUUUUUGAUUUAAUACAAUAAACUUACAAAGAAAAUCACA